Messenger RNA from Drosophila melanogaster (fruit fly), 771 nucleotides. It is a transcript of the gene Ntf-2r, whose product is annotated as nuclear transport factor-2-related. Gene Ontology annotation, cellular component: nucleus; cytoplasm; nuclear envelope. The transcript has a single exon. Gene Ontology annotation, biological process: nucleocytoplasmic transport; protein import into nucleus; mRNA transport. The record is from RefSeq and is marked reviewed. Bases 119 to 511 code for a protein of 130 amino acids. Gene Ontology annotation, molecular function: small GTPase binding. NCBI's taxonomy places the organism in Eukaryota, Metazoa, Arthropoda, Insecta, Diptera, Drosophilidae.
GCGGUGACACAAACGAGAGGAUAUUUGAACAGUGCCUAAGCCUGUCAGCUUAACCGAUUUAAUUUGCUUUUUUUCGGAUCGGAAACUCUAAUCGUACCCCGUAUAUACUUGAACUAAAAUGUCUCUGAAUCUGCAGUACGAGGACAUUGGCAAGGAAUUUGUCCAGCAGUACUACGCCAUAUUCGAUGACCCGGCGAAUCGGGAGAACGUGAUUAAUUUCUAUAACGCUACCGACUCUUUCAUGACCUUUGAAGGCAACCAAAUACAGGGAGCACCCAAGAUUCUGGAAAAAGUUCAGAGUCUGAGCUUUCAGAAGAUUGCCAGAGUGAUAACCACAGUGGAUUCGCAGCCAACUUCCGAUGGCGGAGUUCUGAUCAUCGUCCUUGGAAGACUAAAAUGCGAUGACGAUCCCCCACAUGCAUUCUCGCAGAUCUUUUUGCUGAAGCCCAACGGAGGAUCCCUCUUCGUGGCUCACGACAUCUUCCGUCUGAACAUCCACAACUCUGCCUAGGAGCACUCCAGACCCAUAUGUACACCACACAUAAUCGACAUCCAAAGACGCCCAGCGCCUAAUAGUGAUAACAUGAUAACAACAGCACGGCAGUGGGACUCAGAAAAAAGCAAAACAAAGCCAGCCAACGGUCUCAAGAUCGUCAGCGAAUACAAAAGUUAAUACAAGACAAACAAAAAAAUAAUUAAAAAAAGCUUAGGACUUUUAUUUUGAAAACUUUUUCGAGAAAUAAAAUAGAAACAAAUCUUUUCCCAAUUCAC